This is a messenger RNA of Numida meleagris (helmeted guineafowl), 7050 nucleotides long. RefSeq names its product adhesion G protein-coupled receptor A2 (gene ADGRA2). The coding region runs from base 1461 to 5234 and encodes 1257 amino acids. Gene Ontology annotation, biological process: central nervous system development; G protein-coupled receptor signaling pathway; positive regulation of canonical Wnt signaling pathway. Gene Ontology annotation, molecular function: protein binding; G protein-coupled receptor activity. The transcript has 20 exons. Lineage: Eukaryota; Metazoa; Chordata; Aves; Galliformes; Numididae. Gene Ontology annotation, cellular component: plasma membrane; Wnt signalosome. The record is from RefSeq and is a predicted model, not a curated record.
GCUGAGCUGUGUGCUGGGGAGAGCUGUUCCUGGAGGAGCCCUCUGGGUGGCACUGCUCCCCCGGCCCGAGGAGGGACAGGAGCUCUGCUGCGUGUGGGGAGCAGGGGCAGAUGGUAACGGGGCUCACAAAUAACUGCUCCCCAUCCAAGGGCUGAGGUUCAUCCCUUCCCCUUUCUUCCCAGAAGUUCUGCUGUGGUGAAACGUGCUGGCCACGAAUCUUGUUUGCCAACUUCACCAUAUUAAAAGCUUUAUUUAUUUUACAGAAUGAACUCAGGACGCACAUUCUUCUCUCUGAGUUUGAUGCAAAUGUGCAAAGACUGCCAGUGUCCCUGCAGUGUUUGUUUGCUAAAGAAGUGCUGCUUGUAAAGCUUCCUAAACUGGAGCAAGCUGCAUGGUCACAGUUCUAAUGUCUGAGCACAGAAGAGUGGGCUGGAUUGAUGUUGAACAUCUGUGGGAAUUGUCUGGCUUUAUGGCUUUCUUUCCGUCCCGCUUUUCCUCUCUCGGGCGUUUUGCACUUAUUUCCUGAGUUGAAACUGAACACUCACCACGCUUAAUGAAGCAGUUAAGGUAAGCGCGUGGGGUGGCUGUGUGCAGGGCAGGGUUUGUCCUGGCUUCCGUGCCCUGGAGGUCUGACUCUGCACAGUGGUUCUUUAGGAGCAGACAGGCUCACAGAAGUGUGUGGUCUUCUGGUUUUCCGAUCUGUCUGCUAAAAGCAUUCAGGGCUCCCCCAGCUUUGAUGCUGUGAGCUUCCAGCUGCAAGAUGGGGCUCUGCUCCAGCGCAGGUGGCUGUGGGACGGGACUGGGGUGCUGCUCCAGCAGCUGCAGCACGGUGCUGUGCGGUGACAAUGCGCUAAAGAGAGAGGAGGGCAGUGUAGCUGCUGCUCCCCUGCUCUGCAGCUGCUUCUCUCCCCCGUCCCACUUGCAGCAGGCUUUCUGAUCUCUUUGAAAGCUUUGCCGUGUUCCUCACGUGGUUGGGCCUCCCUGAAGUCAGUGCAGCACCCACAGGCACCUUCUGCUCCUCCUGCAUCCUCGGUGCCCACCUUGGGAUCCUCCUGCAGAGGUCACCCUCUGGCAUGGGAGCAGAGCCAGCAAACUGCAGACAAAGGGCUCCCUGGGCUCUUAAUGAAUCCCUCCACCCGAGCACCUCAGCCUCCUGCAACACAAGCUUUAUUUACAUCUAUGAAAAGCACUCUGCUGGCUUGUUGGAACAGCAGUGCUCUCACUCGUGGCUCAAAGAGAGAAUGUCACUGUCAAUAUUUGCCUUGGAGGAACACUGCCAGCAGAUGAAGGCUUGUUUUGUGGCCAGAGGGACUCUUCCUCCUCAUGGUUUCAGUCCCUGCUGCUGGCACAGAACCAUCACCUCCUAGUGCUGAUGUGAGUGUGCAGCUGUGGGUUUUAGAGUCUCUGGCCUCCCUGCCAAGGAGUGCGUGUGAUUCCCGCAGCAGAAGUGCAGGGACGCGAUGGGUGCCGAGCUUUGGAGGGACACGGAGGCCGCCUGCUCACACUGCACAGCUCUUGAUGCACUCGCCAGACCCGCUCUGCGUGUCACCCUGGGGUCCCGCACAUCCCUAGGGGACCGCAGAGCUCCCAGGGGACAGCACUGGACCUGCGGCUGCUGGAGGUGCCCGAGGCUGCUGAGCAACAACAAGAUCACAGCGCUGCAGAACGGCUCCUUCUUCGGGCUGCGGGCACUGGAGAAGCUGGACCUGAAGAACAACCUGAUCAGCACGGUGCAGCCAGGUGCCUUCCUGGGGCUCCCCGAGCUGAAGCGCCUGGACCUCUCCAACAACCGCAUCGGCUGCCUGAGUGCCAGCGUCUUCCAGGGGCUCGCCAACCUCCUCCGACUCAACAUGUCAGGGAACAUUUUCUCCAGCCUCCCACCUGGCGUCUUCGACGAGCUGCCCUCACUGAAAGUCGUGGACUUUGCCACCGAGUACCUGACGUGCGACUGCAACCUGCGCUGGGUGCUGCCCUGGGCCCGCAACCGCUCCGUGCAGAUCUCGGAGCGGACGCUGUGCGUGUACCCGCGGCACCUCCACGCCGUCCCGCUGCGCAGCGCCCAGGAGAGCCAGCUGCGAUGCGCGGGCGCCCCGGAGCUGCACACCCACCACCUCAUCCCGUCACUGCGCCAGGUGGUGUUCCAGGGGGACCGGCUGCCCUUCCAGUGCACCGCCACCUACCUGGACAACAGCACCCAGAUCCAUUGGUACCACAACCGCCAGCGCGUGCAGGAGGAUGAGGGGGAGGGCAUCAUUGUGGAGGAGAGCCUCAUCCACGACUGCACCUUCAUCACCAGCGAGCUCAUCCUCUCCAACAUCCACGUCUCCGCCAACGGCGAGUGGGAGUGCGCCGUCUCCACCUCGCAGGGCAAUGUCAGCAAGAAGGUGGAGAUCGUGGUUCUGGAGACCUCCGCGUCCUACUGCCCCGCGGAGCGCGUCACCAACAACCGCGGGGACUUCAGGUGGCCCCGCACGCUGGCUGGCAUCACCGCCUUCCAGUCGUGCCUGCAGUAUCCCUUCGCCUCGGGGCCGGCGAGCGGGGGCCCGGCAGCGGAGAAGCAAGCAUCCAGGCGUUGUGACCGUGCGGGGCGCUGGGAGGAGGGCGACUACUCCCACUGCCUCUACACCAACGACAUCACCCGGGUGCUCUACACCUUUGUGCUGAUGCCCAUCAAUGCCUCCAAUGCACUGACGCUGGCUCACCAGCUGCGCGUCUACACGGCUGAGGCCGCCAACUUCUCAGACAUGGUUGAUGUCCUUUACGUGGCUCAGAUGAUCGAGAAGUUUAUUGGCUACGUGGACCAGAUCAAGCAGCUCACCGAUGUGAUCGUGGAGAUGGCAAGCAACAUCAUGCUCGUGGACGACCACAUCCUCUGGAUGUCGCAGAAGGAGGAGAAGGCGUGCACCAGCAUCGUCCGCUCACUGGAGAAGAUCGCUGCUCACACCCUCAGCAGCAACUCCCAGCACAUGGCAGUGAACUCACGCAACAUCGCCUUCGAGGCAUACGUGGUAAAGCCCGAGAGCUACGUGGGGCUGAGCUGCGUGGCGUUCCAGCGCCGGGACGGGAGCUCCCCUGGUCGCACAGCCCCAGCUGAGCAGGCAGCUGAGCCCCAGCCCGACCAGCAGCUGCGGCUGCGCUGCACCACAGGGCGCCCCAACAUCUCCCUGAGCAGCUUCCACAUCAAGAACAGCAUCGCCCUGGCCUCCAUCCAGCUGCCACCCAGCCUCUUUGCCAGCCCCAUCCCACCCGCCCCGCUGGCCGACUGCAAGCUGCAGCUGCUGGUGUUCCGCAAUGGGAAGCUCUUCUGCAGCACGGGCAACUCCUCGCGUCUUGCAGACGAUGGCAAGCGGCGCAGCGUGGCCACGCCGGUCAUCUACGCGGGGACAUAUGGCUGCAGCGUUGGGAACCUGACGGAGCCGGUGGCCGUGUCACUGCGACACCCCGGGGAGGGUGCGGAUCCCGUGGCCGCCUACUGGAACUUUGAGGUGCUGGGGGGCAUGGGGGGCUGGAGCGCAGAGGGCUGCCAGCUGGCCGCCCGUGAGCCCAACGUCACCUCCCUGCACUGCCGGCACCUCAGCAACGUGGCCGUGCUCAUGGAGCUGAGCGGGUUUCCCAAUGAGGCGCGAGGUCCGGUGGAGGUGCUGCACCCAGCCAUGUACGCCUGCACAGCCGUGCUGCUGCUCUGCCUCUUCACCACCAUCAUCACCUACAUCGUCCACCACGGCACCAUUCACAUCACGCGGAAGUGCUGGCACAUGCUCCUUAACCUCUGCUUCCACAUGGCCAUGACAUCGGCGGUGUUUGCAGGAGGCAUCACCCUCACUGGGUACCUGGUCGUCUGCCAAGCGGUCGGCAUCAUUUUGCACUACUCCUCCCUGUCCACGCUGCUGUGGAUGGUGGUGAAAGCCCGUGUCCUCUACAAGGAGGCGACCUGGAAAGCACCUCGGCAGCCAGAUGGGGAUGCGGCACCGCCAGCCCCUCGGCCCAUGCUACGGUUCUAUCUGAUUGCUGGUGGGAUCCCGCUCAUCAUCUGCGGCAUCACAGCGGCUGUCAACAUCCACAACUACCAUGACAACAACCCUUACUGCUGGCUGGUGUGGAGGCCCAGCCUGGGCGCCUUCUACGUGCCGGUGGCCUUCAUCCUGCUGGUCACCUGGCUGUACCUGCUCUGUGCCGGGCUCAGCCUGCAGUGCCACAGUCCCCGUGGGAAGGAGCCACCGGAGCUGCCGGGCACGCCGCCGAGGCUGGGGGCCAACGGGGAGCUGCUGACUGACUCAGGCUCCAUCUCAGUGACGCUGCACUCGGGGACGCAUUGCCCGGAGGUGGAUGGCGUGUACUCGCUGCAGGCGCAGCUCUGGGCGCUGCUGGCCGUGCACGCUAUGUACGUGGCCUUAUGGACGUUUGGAGCCAUGGCCGUGUCCCAGCGCGGAGACCUCAACGUUGUCUUCAGCUGCCUCUACGGGGUGACGGCCGUGGCGCUGGGACUCUUCAUCUUCAUCCACCACUGCGUCCGCCGCCGGGACGUGCUGGGCUCGUGGUUCUCCUGCUGCCCGUCCUACCGCGCCGCGCUGCCCAUGCAGCCCUACAGCCACCCGGGCGCGGCGGCGGCGGAGGACGGCUCGCAGAUGUUCAUCGGCUGCGACCCCGAGGCCGUCCGCAGCGCCACGUCCUCCUCCUCGCCCAGCAGCACCGGCUCAGCCGCCGGCCGCUGCAAGCUGACCAACCUGCGGGCGGCGCAGGGCCAGGCCGAGGGACCGGAGCACGGCGACGGGAGGAGCGCCGGGACGGGGAGACACGCCAACAACCACCGCAGGAACCACAAGAGCAGAACUAAGCAGCACCGCGAGGGGAAGCACCACCGCUUGAAGGUGCUGCGGGGCCCAUCCUCCGAGCAGAGCGAGAGCGGCAGCGUGCACAACAGCCACUCCGAGAGCUACCACAGCAGCAGGAACAGCCCCAUGAACAACUGCGCAGCGCCGCGGGCUGCGGGCCCCCAGGAUGGGGAGACGGCCCCCAGCCAGUCGGAGGGCAGCGACGGCUUCCUGGAGGCGAGGCGGCGGAGCAGGGACAAUGUGCGGCAGGCGGAGAGGGAGGCGAAGCGGCGCUCCUACCCCCUGAACGUGGGCAGCCACAACGGAGGGCUGAAGGGCAGCAAAUACGACGUCAACCUCGCCGGCGCCGACAGCGGGGCCGGGAUGAGGAGCGGGCUCUGGAAGAGCGAAACCACGGUGUGAGGGAUGGGGAAGGAGCAGACGGCCACGGUGCUGCGGCGCAUCCUCCGUGGCCGGAGGUUCCGCCCGGAGGAGACACACAGCCCUGGUGGAGCCGAGGGGCUGCGAGCGUGGCUCAGUGCACUACAUGGGGCCUCGUCCCCGCAGGACGGGCGUCACAGCCUCCCCGGGUUGCAGCACUGAAAGGUGGAGGUGGAAGGCAACCAUUGCUCUUCAGCAGCCCGAAUGGCAGCCGUGCUUUCGCCCCUACUGCACGUCGCUUCGGACUGAUCCUAAAUGCUAUUUUAUAAUAUACAAAGGAAACAAAGGUCUAUUUUUCAAAUGUCUAUAUUGUUGAAUGUAUAUAUGUAUAGACUGAUGCAAGUGCCUCCGCGUUACCCUGCAGUGUUCUCCCAGGAGCCCGCUCGUGCCGCGACUGCAAUAUUCCCCAGGACACGGGCGCUGUCGUGCAGGGCCUUGGUGGCCCCUAAUGAGCUUUUUCUGAAAGAGUCUCAGUUUGAAGCGUUAUGAAAUGCAAACGUUGUUAUCUUUAAGGACAGUAUUUAGCCCUGAGGGUUACUCAGUUGCCAAAGGAAAAGCCAUAUUGCGGAGCAAGCACAAGGUAAGAGAAGGCGCUGCUCCGAGAAACUGUCUGCACUCUGCGGAUGUCAGACACUAAAAGCACCGCAGGAAAACGCUCCCAAACCCUCACAGGUGUGACCUAUGCAAACGGGUGGAGCAGCACCGCUGCUCUGCUCGAGAUGAACACGGGUUGUUCAUCUCCUCCAGGAACCAAAGAGCCCAACUGGGCGCAGACCCCAGAGCAGGUCCUCGUCCUUAACCCACGUGUGCACACAGAACCCAGCAGGCUUUGCUCCCAGCCCCGCAGCGCUGCGCUGAGCCUCCUCCUGUCCCUCCAGCGUGGGCUCCCCCCUCAGCAGGGGCUGCUCCUGGAGAAUGAGAGGAUGAUGCCCACUGCACUGUCAGGGCCUGCCCACACGGUUAUGUUCAAAGGGCUGGAACUUGCCUAAGCACUUAUCUUUUCCCCAUUUAAAAACAAGUUCCCCUUUUUACUAGCAGGCCAGAAGACGUACUCGCUGCGGGUUGUAGGAGGCUCUAGGAGCACCCCCAGGUCUCGAUUUGCUUAAAGGAGAACAAAAGGAGGUGGUAGGCCUGGGCUCUUUUCAGCCUCCCCGUGCCUCAGUUUUCUCACAUGUGCAGAUGGGUUUAAUUAUUUACCUACCUCCCACGGGGCCCUGGGGAGCAGCAGGGGACUGCAGCGCUGGGAAGCAUGCAGGCCAGCCCAGUGCUACACCACAGCCGAGGGACCUGGGAGUCAGCAGGGUAAAUAGCACUUCAUGGCAGAUUGUUCUCACCUUCAGAGUCCAGCUCCUCUCCCUUUGGAACCCCUCGUCCUGCAGGGCUGGAGUUCACUGGGUUUGCUGCAGCUCUGCUGCCCCCGGGCUGCCAGGCUUCUCUGACCAAGGGACUGCUUAACGCCACGUUUAUUGGGCCUGGUAUUUAAUGCAAUUUAAAUCCUCUUGUCAAUACUGCAGCCCACACAGUCUUGCUGAUGCUGAGUUGUUAUAUAUGCUUGCUGCACUGUGACAGUAUUAUAGAAAAAGCUUGGUAUUAUUAAUUACACUUUUUUUUUUGUCUGUUUACAUUACAAGCAAAUGACAGAUCAACAGAGAGCUUCUUGCAAUAUACAUGGGGGAGGGAGGGGAAAACAUGCCAAAGAAAUGUCUUUAUAGGGGUCUUUUUUGCAUUUUUAUAUAAAUAGAAUGUUUCUAGCAGAUAUGUUUUGUUUAAUAUAUUAAAGACUUGCAAAUCUGCCACA